This is a messenger RNA of Penicillium olsonii, 1191 nucleotides long. NCBI's taxonomy places the organism in Eukaryota, Fungi, Ascomycota, Eurotiomycetes, Eurotiales, Aspergillaceae. The record is from the annotation of a GenBank genome assembly.
AUGGCGACACAACCCCCCGGCCAGAAGCCGAAGGUGCAGCCGUGCCGAUACAAAACCGGAAAGACACUGGGCGCUGGCUCGUACUCUGUCGUCAAGGAAUGUGUGCACAUCGACACCGGUCGCUAUUAUGCGGCCAAGGUCAUCAACAAGCGUCUGAUGGCAGGGCGUGAGCAUAUGGUUCGGAAUGAGAUCGCUAUAUUGAAGAGGGUGUCGAUGGGCCACCAAAACAUCCUCACUCUGGUCGACUAUUUUGAAACCAUGAACAACUUAUAUCUGGUCACUGAUCUCGCACUCGGGGGAGAGCUUUUCGACCGCAUCUGCCGCAAAGGCAGUUACUACGAGUCAGACGCUGCGGAUCUCAUCCGCGCAGUCCUCUCGGCCGUGGCCUAUCUUCACGAUCAUGGGAUCGUCCAUCGAGACUUGAAGCCCGAGAACUUGCUUUUCCGUACCCCAGAAGAUAAUGCUGAUCUCCUGAUCGCUGACUUCGGGCUAUCAAGGAUCAUGGACGAGGAGCAGUUCCAUGUCCUGACAACGACUUGCGGAACGCCAGGAUAUAUGGCGCCUGAAAUAUUCAAGAAGAGUGGUCACGGCAAGCCAGUUGAUAUAUGGGCCAUAGGUGUAAUUACCUAUUUCCUUCUGUGUGGAUACACCCCCUUCGACCGGGACUCCAACCUUGAGGAAAUGCAAGCUAUCCUAGCAGCAGACUACUCCUUCACUCCACUGGAAUAUUGGCGUGGCGUAUCACAAGAAGCCCGCAAUUUCAUUAACCGCUGCUUAACAAUCAAUCCGGAGUCACGGAUGACUGCCCACGAAGCCCUGCAGCACCCGUGGAUCAACCCGCCCUACGAAAACGCCAAGGUCGGCUCCGGCGAAGACCUGCUGCCAACAGUCAAGAAGAACUUCAAUGCCCGACGGACGCUGCAUCGUGCCAUCGACACCGUUCGCGCCAUCAACAAGCUUCGCGAGGGUGGUGGCUUCAUGAUGGAUGGCGUUAUGAGCGUCGAUCCCAAACCCGAGCGUGUCAAUGGCGACGAGAUCGUCGAGGAGCAAAGCCACGCAGCUCCGGUUGGGGAUCCGGCGCAGAUUGAUAGUCGAGGAAAUGCCCGUGGGCAAACAGAGGAGCAGAUCCGAGCCCAGGAACGUAAGGUUAAGGAGAUGGUCGCUGGCUUGUGGAGUCGCACUCCUCGCUAG